CCAAGAAAUAUGGAUCAGUGUUCACCUUCUAUGUGGGACCCAAGAAAGUGGUGGUCUUGGCAGGAUACAAGACAGUGAAGGAGGCGCUUGUAAACUAUGCUGAAGAGUUUGGAGAAAGAGAUCCAAUGCUGAUUGUGCAAGAAAGUAGUCAAGGACAUGGAGUUUUGUGGUCCAAUGGGGAUUCAUGGAAAGAAAUGAGGCGCUUUGCUUUGAUCAACCUGAGAAAUUAUGGAAUGGGCAAAAAGGCAUGUGAGGACAAAAUAAUUGAGGAAAGUCACUACCUGACUGAAGUGAUUGAGAAAUUCAAAGGAGAAGCCUUCGAUACAACCAAACCAAUGAACUAUGCAGUCUCUAAUAUAAUCUGCUCCAUGGUCUAUGGCAGCAGAUUUGAAUACGAUGAUCCAGAAUUCACAUCCAUAGUAGAUCGAAAUAACAGAAACAUUCAACUUGCUGGCUCUCCAGCGAUACAGUUAUACAACCUGUUCCCAUGGAUCGGUAAAUGGAUUUCUGACAGGAAGGAAUUCCACAAAUUGGCUGAUGCCAAUAAGAAACAGAACUUGGAGCUGUUCAGUCGUCUGAAAGAGACCCUCAAUCCACAGAUGUGCAGGGGCCUUGUGGAUUCCUUUCUGGUUCACAAGCAACAUCUGGAGUCCUACAGUUCUGUCUCCCUGUUUGGGGCUGUAAUGGUUCUGCUGCUUGUUUGCCUCGUGUCCACGUCCAGCUUCAUCUUCCAGGAAGAUAAGAAGGAACCUCCAGGCCCCAGACCGCUUCCUGUGCUUGGGAACCUGCUGCAGCUGGACCUCAAGAGACCCUACAACACAUUUCUGGAGUUUUCCAAGAAAUAUGGAUCAGUGUUCACCUUCUAUGUGGGACCCAAGAAAGUGGUGGUCUUGGCAGGAUACAAGACAGUGAAGGAGGCGCUUGUAAACUAUGCUGAAGAGUUUGGAGAAAGAGAUCCAAUGCUGAUUGUGCAAGAAAGUAGUCAAGGACAUGGAGUUUUGUGGUCCAAUGGGGAUUCAUGGAAAGAAAUGAGGCGCUUUGCUUUGAUCAACCUGAGAAAUUAUGGAAUGGGCAAAAAGGCAUGUGAGGACAAAAUCAUUGAGGAAAGUCACUACCUGACUGAAGUGAUUGAGAAAUUCAAAGGUAAAAGCCUUGAUACAACCAAACCAAUGAACUAUGCAGUCUCUAAUAUAAUCUGCUCCAUGGUCUAUGGCAGCAGAUUUGAAUACGAUGAUCCAGAAUUCACAUCCAUAGUAGAUCGAAAUAACAGAAACAUUCAACUUGCUGGCUCUCCAGCGAUACAGUUAUACAACCUGUUCCCAUGGAUCGGUAAAUGGAUUUCUGACAGGAAGGAAUUCCACAAAUUGGCUGAUGCCAAUAAGAAACAGAACUUGGAGCUGUUCAGUCGUCUGAAAGAGACCCUCAAUCCACAGAUGUGCAGGGGCCUUGUGGAUUCCUUUCUGGUUCACAAGCAACAUCUGGAGGACUCUGAAAUUUACAACAGUCACUUCCACAAUGAAAACCUUGUGAUGACAGUGAAUAAUUUGUUUGGUGCCGGCACUGAUACAACUUCAUCUACACUCAGAUGGACACUCCUGCUUAUGGCUAAAUAUCCAACAAUACAGGACCAGGUCCGGGAGGAGCUGAGCAGGGUGAUAGGAAGUCGUCAGGUGCAGGUUGAAGACAGGAAAAACCUGCCCUUCACCGACGCUGUCAUCCAUGAGACACAGAGACUGGCCAACAUCGUCCCCUUGUCAGUUCCACACAGAACCAGCCAAGACGUCACCUUCCAGGGUCACUUCAUUAAGAAGGGGACCACGGUGUAUCCUCUGUUGACGUCUGUCCUGUACGACGAGACUGAGUGGGAGAGACCUCACACCUUUUAUCCUGCCCACUUCCUGGACAAAGAUGGAAAUUUUGUCAAGCGAGACGCCUUCAUGGCUUUUUCUGCAGGUCGCAGGGUUUGUAUCGGAGAGAGUCUGGCCAGGAUGGAGCUCUUCAUCUUCUUCACCACCCUCCUGCAGCACUUUCGUUUCUCUCCUCCACCUGGAGUUUCAGAGGACGAUCUGGAUCUGACUCCUCGUUUGGGCUCCUCCCUCGUCCCUUCACCCCCUAAAAUGUGCGCUGUCUCCCUAAUGUGAGGACGAGGAGGGCAGUGAAAUACUCCAUCACACACACACGUGUGAUUUUUGAAUUUUUCUGUGUAAUAUUUUUCACAGAUU
Molecule: messenger RNA, 2222 nt
Organism: Xiphias gladius (swordfish)
Lineage: Eukaryota; Metazoa; Chordata; Actinopteri; Istiophoriformes; Xiphiidae
Product: cytochrome P450 2K1-like
Exons: 13
Coding region: 126-2141 (671 amino acids)
Biological process (GO): xenobiotic metabolic process
Cellular component (GO): intracellular membrane-bounded organelle; cytoplasm
Molecular function (GO): heme binding; iron ion binding; oxidoreductase activity, acting on paired donors, with incorporation or reduction of molecular oxygen, reduced flavin or flavoprotein as one donor, and incorporation of one atom of oxygen
Source: RefSeq, a predicted model, not a curated record